Messenger RNA from Branchiostoma floridae (Florida lancelet), 2415 nucleotides. RefSeq names its product fibroblast growth factor receptor 4-like. The transcript has 5 exons. Gene Ontology annotation, molecular function: transmembrane receptor protein tyrosine kinase activity; ATP binding. Lineage: Eukaryota; Metazoa; Chordata; Leptocardii; Amphioxiformes; Branchiostomatidae. Gene Ontology annotation, cellular component: signaling receptor complex. Gene Ontology annotation, biological process: multicellular organism development; positive regulation of kinase activity; protein phosphorylation. Bases 1 to 2307 code for a protein of 768 amino acids. The record is from RefSeq and is a predicted model, not a curated record.
AUGAGAUAUAAAAACAGGAAGUUCUGCUAUUCUGGAAGUGCCCAGUGCGAUGAGACACUAAGGUCCCCGGCAGGGGAGAUAUCCUCCCCGGGGUACCCUGGCGACUACCCGCCAAGAGUAGAUUACACGUGGUGCGUCAACGUAGAGGGUGCUACAGGCAUAGAUGUCUCUUUCCUCGGUGAAUUUCACAUAGAACUCAACGAGGAUGGUGACGGGACAGUAACGUGUAAGGAUGGUGUAGAGGUAGGACAGGGAGGACGUCCCGUUCCAGGACACCAUCGGCGUCUUCUGUGGGAACAGCACCCCGCCAGCACAGAGGGUGGACACCGGGCAGAUGUGGAGUUAGAUGUGUGCUACAGCUCCCCCUGUACUAACGGAGCCACGUGUCUGCCCAACCUGACCACCUACACGUACACCUGUCACUGUUCACCUGGAUGGGAGGGGACCAACUGUGAACUAGUUGCUCCAGGAGCGCUUACCAUAGAGACCUCUCCACCGUCGCCAAGCACGGAAGAACAGCUCAACCUGACCUGUUGGGCGACUGGGUGGGGCUUCACCCCCAACAUCAGCUGGUACAUAGUUGAUGAGGACAGCCCUGUGGAUGCAGGCCUAGGAGAACAGCAGGACACGCAGGAGAGCGAUAGUUCGUUCACGUCAAUCCGAACUCUUACAUUCACACCCACUAAAGGGGACAACGGAGUGACGUACAGGUGCGUGGCAAGCCAUCCGGCACUGGCAAUGGAUGUAGAAACACUGAUGACACUAAAUGUUCGAUAUCCUGCUGAAAUUAUCACUCCCCCGUCUAUCACAACUCGAGUAACGGAAGGGCAGUCGGUCACAAUCAGCUGCCCUGCCGACGGCAAUCCCGGCAACUUCAUCUACACGUGGAGGGAAGGAGGCAGAGUCAUCGACCCCAGCACAGAGCACCAAUACGAUAUAGACAACGGUGUAUUGAACAUCACAAGCGCCACAUCGGACUUACAGGGCACGGCUUACAGCUGUGAAGUGUCUAACAAUAUUGGCUUCACGCCUGCGAAGGCGUCUACAGUCCUCAUUGUAGACUUUUCGGCAGAAUCACUGAAUGGAGGUGGAAAUCCUACCACAACCAUUAUCAUAGUAGUAGUGGUCUGUGUUGUGGUUAUAAUAGCUGUAGUUGUCGCUGCUGUAUCCAUUCUCAGACGAGCUAUGGUCUCCAGAGAACGGCAAAACGAUGCCCCAACCGGUGUGGCGUUAGAACAAAUACCGACCAGUUCCGAGGAUGGAUAUCAGAGUCUCAGGCUACCACAGGGACAAAAGUCUGCCCAACCUUACCAGGGUCUAGCGGUGCCUGGAGACAGUCAAAGACAGUCUACCACGGAUGUUGUGUACGAAGAUGUGAAAACCUCUUCGGAAUUCCCUAGGAAUCAGCUGGCCUUGAGAGAAAAACUCGGACAAGGAGAGUUUGGAAAUGUCUUCAGGGCUGAAGCUUGGAACAUAUCCGAUCACCAAGGAACAACCAUCGUGGCCGUGAAGACUCUGAAAGCUGCCACAAGAGAUGCUGCUCAACCUGCCUUUUUUAAGGAAUUGGAAGUACUUGAGGUGCUCGGAAGUCAUCCGAACGUCGUGUCGUUUCUUGGAUGCUGCACGGACAAGGAGCCGUUCUACCUGCUGCUUGAGUUCGUGCCCGGAGGAACUCUGCAGUCCAACCUGCGUUCCAGCCGCGCUCCGCAAACACACAGCAAUCUGCACGGUGAGAGCAAGUCUCUUUCUUCACAGGAUCUGACGAAGUUUGCUUGGGAUGUGGCCAAGGGGAUGGUCUUCCUGUCGUCCAAGAAGAUCCUCCACCGUGACCUGGCCACCAGAAACGUGCUGGUUGCUGCAGACAAGACGUGUAAGGUGUCGGACUUCGGUAUUUCACGGGAGGGAGAAGAGUACGAGAGGACGGCACACGUCCGCCUGCCUAUCCGCUGGAUGGCGCCUGAGUCCCUGUUUCAGAGGAUGUACACGAGUAAGAGUGACGUGUGGUCGUUCGGGGUGCUGCUGUGGGAGAUCGUCACUCUGGGCGCCACACCUUACUCCGGGAUGUCCUCUCGCCAGGUUAUGGGCCACGUGAAACACGGCUACAGGAUGGAGAAACCGCCUCACUGCGACGGCAAGCUCUACUCCAUCAUGGCGGCGUGUUGGGAAGAGCAGCCGACCGAGAGGCCGAGUUUCCAACAACUGGAGCUCUCUCUGGAAGCACUGAUGGGGGGUGGAUACAUAAACCUCGCGAGUUUUGACGAGACCACCUACGCGAAUCUUCAAACAUCUGGGGAGGAGAGGUGUUGAGAUUGGCCGAAACACCUGUUACAUCCCGGGGGAGCCACUACCUUAAAUACCUGACCAUUUACGGACGUCUUUACGCUCGUAAGGACACCUACAAAGUUUUUAAUUUUU